AACACGUCCGGUUUACUCUCGGCACUCAUUUGUCGACACAAAGAGCCCACAAUGGUGGGUUAGCAGCGUCGGAACGCCCUAAAAGUCACUGUACACCCUACCUAAGUCUUUCCUACAUUCCCCAUGAACGCAAACGACAUUGCUAGAGCAGCGUUCACGCUACAAGAAGGAUACACAUCGAUAUUUUGUUUGAUCGACUUCCCCUACUACAUCCUAGUGCUCCUCGUCGUCAUUGCGUCACUGCUUCUCGCCUUUCGUCUAGUCGAACAAGUCGCAAGAAGACUGGUGGCAGAGGUCUGGGGACUGUACCUGAUCUUAUCCAGACUUGAGCAAUGCGAGAAACCGAAAGAACGCGAAACGGGAAAGGUUCCCACCUCCUUGUUGACAUCUGGCAAGCCAUACGAUGCACAUCCAGAUCAACACGAUCGCAAUCAUCAGGAGGUUGGCAGAGGUGAUGUGGCGCCUCAAUCGAAUGUGUCUUACACGUUUCUUGUACGAGAUUGUCAUUAUGUGGCGGCCGGAAACAAUCCGACAAUCGAACAUGUUACAAAAUCGGAUUCUCUUUCCGCAUCCGGUGAAAGCGGAAGUUCUCUAGACAAUCAAGGACACAAUGCACACUUGUGUUCUGUGACCAGCAAGAAGUUACAGUAUCUUGAUCAAGAGUGGUUUAAACCAGCAGCUGAUCAUCUCUUGCAUAUGUUGACAUUGUGUGACAAGUGGGUUAGUUAUGACUUUCUCUCUGGUCUUCGUUUUGCAGGAGAUGAUGGAAACACACAUCUUACUGACACGAUCGCCCAUUUUGGAAAUGGAAUCGUGGAUCAGUGUCUUAUCCCUUUGCUUCAAAGAAGGGGGACAGUUAAGACUCACGUGAAUAAUGGUAAGAUGGAGGUUGCCAUUGUCGACCAGAACAUUCGGGCUAAUGUCGGUGGAGCUCCAGCUGCUCUUCCUCCCACUAGACUACAGAGAGAUGCAGCAGUGACGUUACACUCUCUGUUGUUUAUGUCGCUCACAUUGCAGCCGAGCAAUACUUCACUGUCUGUGCAUGUAGAGUCUGUCAGACAUGCCAGAUACUUGCUUUCUCUUGUGCACAAGAUCGAGGGUUUACUCACACCAAAGUGUCUCAUUCCAUUGACACUCAAGAUGAUCGAACCAGUUGCACGAUUUGUGGGCAUGACAGAAGCUGACACAUAUGCCAGCUACUGCCUGGGACUGUUGCUGUCAUUCUGUUUGUCUCAGGUUUGCAUCACACCACAGAUCGAUCCUUCCCUGCACAGAUUACAUCUAGUGGAAGCAAACCUGCUUCGUGCUCGACAGCAGAGGCGGCUCGGGGAUCCAAAGACAUCCGUUCAGUUUCUCGACGCUGCUGAGAAACUGUUCUCUGACAUUCCAUCAUACAUUUGUGAUAGCGACUGUCUACUGUCGUUUCAAAUAGUAGUGACUCGUGCUGAGACUCUGUCAUAUUGGGGCCACUAUAUAGAGGCACAAGCUUGCCUGCAGAGCAUCGUAACGUCGGUGGAUGCCGUGAAUGUAAGUCAUCAGUGCUAUUACUGGACUACUCGAGGUGGCGUUUGUUUCUACUUGAGCGAUUAUGAACAGUCGGAGGUGUGCUACCAGCAUGCUAUAAAAUGUGCCGAAGAGGGUAAUCUAGACUGCUACCAGAAAGCCCUUAUAUUUGUUCUGGCGGCAAGAGUGCCGACUAAAUUCCAACCAAGAGAUGACAGCAAGGACUAUGCCUUUGCUCAGUUAGCUAUCGCCGAGAAGCAAUGCAUAGCUGCUCGAGACCUGCUGAGCUGCCAUGUUGGAAGGCAUCGAAUUUUGGGGGUUCUCGAUCGGACAUGGGCUAUGAUAUUUACUGCCAGAGCGAUUCUAUCACACUCAUCAGAACAAGGCAUUCUGUUGCUGCAGGCUAUCCAGUAUGCCUUUAAUGCUCUGGUGUGUCUGAUGAAUGAGUACGGAGCGAGGAAUGUAAAUGUGGCAAUGACUGUACAACUGGCGGGUGAUAUAGCUGCCCAUGCGGUCAACGUACUCGAGCACGACAAACACAGACAGAGUGUUAUGCUAAAAGUGAAGCAGAUGUAUGGAUACUUCUCGAGUGCUACAAAUCAGUCAGAUCCACAAUGCGAAUCUUUACAAGACAUAUCGCAGUGUUUCUAUAGACAAGCCUUCUCUGUGUAUGAACAGUGUUACAGUAGCCACCCAGCUUGUGCUACUAUUAUGUCUGUGUUGAAAUAGUUUGAGACUGAGCCACUUCAUUGUUAUACUUUAGAGCCUCUAGGUCAUAUAUAUAUACGUCUUAUAGCUUUUGGGAGAAAUUGAAUGUAGCCUAGAGGUUAACUUGGAAGCAGGUUGAAUUGAACUAUUACAGCAACUCCAG
Corticium candelabrum is the source of this 2374-nucleotide messenger RNA. RefSeq lists its product as uncharacterized. The transcript is spliced from 5 exons. Bases 124 to 2232 code for a protein of 702 amino acids. Lineage: Eukaryota; Metazoa; Porifera; Homoscleromorpha; Homosclerophorida; Plakinidae. Gene Ontology annotation, molecular function: protein binding. The record is from RefSeq and is a predicted model, not a curated record.